AGCAGUCUUGACCCGGAAGUGACUCCGACAAGUUCUUCCUGCAACAAGACCGGCAUUAUGGCAGCGGACACGCAGGUUUCAGACAUCCUGAAGAAAUUCGCUGUAAAAGUGACCACAGCCAGCAUUAAGGAGCGCAAGGAGAUCUACGGCGAUCUGAAAGAGUGUCUGAAGGGCAAAGAGUUACCAGAGCCUGCUGUCAGAGGACUGUGCAAGCUCUUCUGCCUCACUCCACACAGAUAUCGGGAUGCUGCGUCACGCAGAGAGCUGCUCUCUGUCAUUGGCCAGCUGGCUGAGAGACAGCCCGAUGUCCUGGUGUCCGGCCUCCUCCAGGGCCUUUUGACCUGUGGCGUCAUCAGUAGAAACGGGGAGCCAAGCAAAAGCACCGGCUCUGCCGCCUUCAUAGGCUUGUCCUGGACCUGCCUUUUAAUUCCCAAAGUGUUUUCUGCACCAGAGAAAAGAGAAGGACCCACCUGGAAAAAAAUGGUGGAGGUUCAGAGCCUUCUCGUGGCGGAGGUGGUGGGUGGAGCCAAAACCACAGCGAAGAAAUCAAGCCUUAAGAAUCUCUGUCACCUCUGGGAAGAACAGAAGCCUGGACUGGUUGAUCACUACAUCAGCACCCUGUUGACUCUGGACCAGAGCCCUACAACCCUGCCCAUGCUGGGGGUGUGCUUGGACUUCUGCUCCGCCCAGAAGGACAAGGCUACAAUAGAGAAACACAAGAGCGCCCUGUUGGACCUUUACAUAAAGUCAGUCCUGAUGAGCAAAACCAAGCCGCAGCAGCACAUUUUGGACAAGAGCGGCUCCUUACUGCGUCACGUCACCCACUCGGAGUUCAAGGAGCUGCUGCUGCCCGCCCUGCAGAAGACCAUGCUCCGCAGUCCAGAGAACGCCAUGCAGACCGUCUCCUGCCUGCUGUCCGCUGUAACUCUGGAUCUCAGCCAGUAUGCCAUGGAUAUCGGAAAGGCCAUAGCAAGCCAGCUGAAGGCCAAUAACGCCCAGCUGAUGGAGGAAGCUGUCAAGGCCAUGGAGAACCUGGCCCAGCAGUGCAGCGACGCCACUGCAGUGCAGGACAUCGUCACCCACCUUUUCAAGAUUCUCGGAGGGUCUGAAGGGAAGCUCACAGUUGUCGCCCAAAAAAUGAACGUGUUGUCAGGCAUUGGCAGCUGCAGCCGUCAUGCGGCGUCGGGAACGUCCAGUCAGACUCUCAGCUCUGCAGUCACCGUGAUGUUCAUCCCAUACUUACAACAGGAAGUUCACGAGGGCACCCUGGUGCACGCCGUGUCUGUGCUGUCUCAGUGGAGCAGCCGCCUCACGGUGGAGGUUCCUGCCGCUCUGCUGGACUGGUUCAAGAAGGCCUUCACUCUGAAGACCUCCACCUCUGCAGUGCGCCACGCCUACCUUCAGACCAUGCUGGGGGCCUUUAAAGGCGACACCUUGGCCCAGUCCUCGGACCUCGUUCCCCUGCUCCUCCAAACUGUUGAGAAAGCUGCGGCGCAAAUCUCCCAGCAUGCUCUGCUGGCCGAGGGUGUUGCCGCUUCAGUCCUUUUGAGCCGACUUGCGCUGCUUGAGACGCAAACGGAGGCUAAAUUCAGCAGCUUUUGGAACCUGAUCUUAGACGAGAAGAAGCCAUUAUUUACCACAGAGAAGUUCCUCUCCCAAGGCAGUGAAGAGACGCUGCUCGCUGUGCUGCAGCUCUGUGAGAGGCUGUUUCUGGACCACGCUCACCGACUCAACGCCAGCAAGUCACAGAUGUACCAUUACGCCACAGUGGCAGUGCUGUUGUCUCAGAGCUGGCGUGUGAGGAAGAGGGCGCAGCAGUCCGUCAGGAAGCUGCUCUCCUCUCUGGGUGGAUCCAAUCUGGCUCGCGGCCUUCUCGGAGAACUACGGGUCGUCAUCAACAAACACAAAGUUCUGCCUCAGGACGUCCUGGUGUCGGAGUCAGGGGAGCUGACAGAGCUCGGUCGCAGCUACGUUCCUCCUCGUGUCCUGCUGGAUGCCUUGUGUGUCGUUUGCUCAGCUGCCAGCCAGUGGGGCGACCCGGCCGAAGCCGAGAACGUGGCCAUGGAGACCCUCAUCGUUGCUCAUCAUCCCUCUAUAGUCAACGCUCGCCCUGGCUUGUGGCCUGUUCUGCUCGCCUCCAUGAAUAUACGAGCUGAGGAACUUAUUGAAAAGAACCUUGAAGCUAUCCUGCCGCAGCUGCUGGAGGUCAACGCUGACAGCCAGGCGGUGAAAAAUGCCGUAGGCGCCCUCAGCGUCCUCUCCCCAAACAAGCUGUUGCCGCGGGUGAUGGUUCACGUCAUCGAAGGCCUGUCCCAGCCCACUCUGCUGCAAGUCACCAGGGAGGAGUACGCCAUCAUGCAGACCCCUGAUGGAGAACUGUACGAUAACAGCAUCAUCCAGAGCGCCCAGAAGGAAAACACCAAGAAAGUCAACAUGAAGAGAGAAAACAAGGCCUACUCCUACAAGGAGCAGAUCAUUGAACUGGAGUUACAGGAGGAGAUGAAGAGGAAAAAAGGCAUCAAAGAUGAAGUGCAGUUAACCAGCAAACAAAAGGAAAUGAUUCAGAACCAGCUGGAGAAGGAGUCAGCUGUUCGCAAGAGACUCCAGGGGAUGGAUGCUGAGCUGCAGAGUGUGGUGGGUCUGCUGGAGGCUACCCUGAAAGCGGGACCCGCUCAGAUCACCAGGGAACUCCCCGGCGUCCUUCAGGUUCUGAUCCCCCUGCUCCAAUCCCCUCUGGCUGCUCCGUGCAUCCAGCAGAUCUUCUUGGACAUCGGCGUGUGCCUCAUGCCCAAACACCUUCACCAUCUGGCUGUACUCGUGGGUCAUGUGACGCUACGCUUGCUGAAGCCUGAGUGCGACCUGGACCAGGCUUGGGACGAGGAGGACCUGGACACAGCAGCCAACCGCACUGUGUUGCUGUUGUACGACCACACUGUCCCACAGAGAGAAGGCAAGACUGCAGAUGUAGCUCCACUGGCUGCUCCUGCCUUCUCCUUCUGCUUCCCUCUCCUCAACGCGAUGCUCAGGGAGUCUUCAGGCAGCACCGAGGAGGCGGAGAGCUUGAUGAGCAGAGCCCUGCAAGUCAUCAACGUGCACUCGCAGCUACGGGCCAGCACGGCCAGCGAUGACAUGGCCAUAGACGAGAACGGCCCUGAACUCCUUCCACGCAUGAACAUGCUGCUGCUGCUGACCAGAGUCAUCUCUACAGCUACCCCAAGACUCCAGGUGUUGGCAUCCCAGUGCCUCACAGUGCUGUGUGCCAGCGCAGGAGGAGGAGACGGCUGCACUGUAGCCGAGCAGCAGGAGAUAGACGUCCUGCUCAACGCCCUGCUCUCUUCCUGCUUCUCCGUCCGAGACGCCGCGCUCAGGGGAUUGGUGGAGAUGGAGUUUGCGUUGCCCACAGACAGCACAGAGAGCAGCGGGAUGAGUUUGCUGCGCAGGCUUUGGGUUGCCAGGUUUGACGUAGAAGAGGAAGGCCGACUCUUGGCUGAAAAGCUGUGGGAGUCCCUGGGCUUGGAGCUGGUCCCUGAGCUCUGCUCCAUGCUGAUUGGAGACAUCACUCACCACGAGGAGGCCAUCCGCACCGCGGCAGCAGAGGCUCUGUCCAGUGCCGUGUCCCAGUACCGAGAGCAGGCCGCCACGGUGCUCGGCCAGCUCACCGAGCUCUACCAUCAGAAACUUUAUAGGCCGCCUCCUGUCCUGGAUGCUCUAGGAAGAGUGAUCUCAGAAUCUCCCCCUGACCAGUGGGAGGCAAGGUGUGGCAUUGCUCUGGCUCUGAACCAGAUGUCCCAGUACCUGGAUGAAGCUCAGGUCACCCCGCUCUUCCUCUUCUUUGUCCCCGACGCCCUGAAUGACCGCCACACCGAGGUGCGGCGCUGCAUGCUGGACGCUGCCCUCUCAGCGCUGAACAGCCAUGGAAAGGAUAAUGUGAGCUCUCUGCUGCCGGUGUUCGAGGAGUUCCUGAAAAACGCCCCGCAGGAUGCCAGCUACGACUCCGUGCGCCAGAGCGUAGUUAUUCUGAUGGGAUCUUUGGCCAAACAUCUGGAUAAAAACGACCCGAAGGUCAAACCCAUCGUGGCCAAGCUUAUAACGGCUCUCUCAACGCCGUCACAGCAGGUCCAGGAGUCCGUGGCCGGCUGCUUGCCUCCUCUAGUCCCUGCUAUCAAGGAAGACGCAGCAGGAAUUGUACAGAAUCUGCUGCAGCUGCUGCUGGAGAGUGACAAAUAUGCCGAAAGGAAAGGCGCAGCGUACGGACUGGCCGGACUGGUCAAAGGUCUGGGGAUCCUGGCUCUAAAGCAGCAGGACAUCAUGACCACGCUGACCGACGCCAUCCAGGACAAGAAGAACUUCAGACGGAGGGAAGGAGCCCUGUUUGCCUUUGAGAUGCUGUGUAACAUGCUGGGGAAGCUGUUUGAGCCCUACGUGGUCCACGUGCUGCCGCACCUCUUGCUCUGCUUCGGAGAUGGGAACCAGUACGUUAGGGAGGCUGCAGAUGAUUGUGCCAAGGCUGUGAUGAGGAACCUGAGCGCCCACGGUGUGAAGCUGGUCCUCCCCUCUCUACUGGUGGCCCUGGAGGAGGAGUCGUGGAGGACAAAAGCAGGCUCGGUGGAGUUGCUGGGUGCCAUGGCGUACUGUGCACCCAAACAGCUGUCGUCCUGCCUGCCCAGCAUCGUGCCCAAGCUGACGGAGGUGCUGACCGACUCCCACGUCAAGGUGCAGAAGGCUGGCCAGCAGGCGCUCCGGCAGAUCGGCUCCGUCAUCCGCAACCCGGAAAUCUUGGCCAUCACUCCGAUCCUGCUAGACGCCCUCACCGACCCAUCCAGGAAGACCCAGACGUGCCUGCAGACAUUGCUGGACACCAAGUUUGUCCACUUUAUCGACGCGCCCUCCUUGGCCCUCAUCAUGCCCAUCGUCCAGAGAGCCUUCCAGGACCGCUCCACUGACACCCGCAAGAUGGCUGCGCAGAUCAUCGGCAACAUGUACUCUCUCACUGACCAGAAGGACCUGUCGCCCUACCUGCCGAGCGUUAUUCCUGGGCUGAAGGCGUCUCUGCUGGACCCAGUGCCUGAUGUGCGCACGGUCUCGGCCAAGGCUCUGGGUGCCAUGGUGAAGGGGAUGGGAGAAUCCUGCUUCGACGACCUGCUGCCUUGGCUCAUGGAGACCCUGGCAUCUGAGCAGAGCUCCGUAGACCGCUCUGGAGCCGCUCAAGGUCUGGCUGAGGUGAUGGCCGGGCUGGGGGUGGAGAAACUGGACAAGCUGAUGCCCGACGUGGUGCAGACUGCCAGCAAGGUGGACAUCGCGUCUCACGUCAGAGACGGCUACAUCAUGAUGUUCAUCUACCUGCCUCUCACCUUCGGAGACAAGUUCACCCCUUACGUGGGACCCAUCAUCCCCUGCAUUCUCAAGGCUCUGGCGGACGAGAACGAGUACGUGAGGGACACGGCGCUGCGAGCCGGCCAGCGGAUCAUCAGCAUGUACGCCGAGACGGCCAUCGCCCUGCUGCUCCCCGAGCUGGAGCAAGGCCUGUUCGACGACCUGUGGAGGAUCAGGUUCAGCUCGGUCCAGCUGCUGGGAGACCUGCUGUUCCACAUUUCCGGCGUAACGGGGAAGAUGACCACAGAGACGGCCUCCGAGGAUGACAACUUUGGCACCGCUGCGUCCACUAAGGCCAUCAUCUCUGCCCUGGGAGCCGAGCGAAGGAACCGCGUGCUCUCAGGCCUCUACAUGGGCCGCUCCGACACCCAGCUGGUGGUCCGACAGGCUUCUCUCCACGUGUGGAAGAUUGUCGUAUCCAACACCCCCAGAACCUUACGAGAGAUCCUCCCGACGCUGUUCUCCCUGCUGCUGGGCUUCCUGGCGUCCACCUGCCCCGACAAGAGAACGAUCGCCGCCCGGACGCUGGGCGAUCUGGUGAGGAAGCUGGGAGAGAAGAUUCUCCCGGAGAUCAUCCCCAUCCUGGAGGACGGGCUGCGCUCGGACAAGAGCGACGAGAGGCAAGGCGUCUGCAUCGGGCUCAGUGAGAUCAUGAAGUCCACCAGCAAAGAUGCGGUGCUAGUCUUCUCUGAGUCGCUGGUCCCGACUGUGAGGAAAGCUCUCUGCGACCCCCUGGAGGAGGUCAGAGAGGCGGCGGCCAAAACCUUUGAGCAGCUCCACGCGACCAUCGGUCACCAGGCGCUGGACGACAUCCUGCCUACGCUGCUUAAACAGCUGGAUGAUGAGGACACGGCUGAGUUUGCUUUGGACGGCCUGAAGCAAGUCAUGGCGGUGAAGAGCCGCUCUGUGCUGCCCUACCUGGUACCAAAGCUGACGGCUCCUCCCGUGAACACCCGCGUGUUGGCCUUCCUCUCUGCCGUGGCAGGGGAUGCUCUGACACGCCACCUCGGCGUCAUCCUGCCCGCCCUCCUCUCCUCACUUAAAGGGAAGCUUGGUACGGAGGAGGAAGCCCAGGAACUGUGCAGCUGUCAGACGGUGAUCCUCUCUGUGGAGGAUGAAGCUGGUCAGAGGAUCAUCAUUGAAGACCUGCUGGAGGCGACUCGCGGCGCCGACCCCGGCCUCAGGCAGGCCGCCAUCACCGUCCUCAACGCUUACUUUGCUCGCACUCGGCUGGAUUACAGCGCUCACAUACGCACUCUGCUGUCAGGCCUCAUCCGCCUUCUCAACGACUCCAAUCCAGACGUCCUGUCACAGAGCUGGGACACCAUCAACUCCAUCACCAAGAAACUGGAUGCUAGCAGCCAGCUGGCUCUAAUCGAUGACCUGCAUCGUGACAUUAAAGCCAUUGCUGCUGAUGUCAAAGGUCAGCACCUGCCUGGUUUCUGUCUACCCAAGAAGGGUGUGACGUGUAUCCUGUCAGUCCUGAGGGAAGGCGUCCUCACAGGCAGCCCUGAGCAGAAAGAAGAGGCAGCUAAGGCCUUGGGGGGAGUUAUCAAGCUGACCUCGCCCGAAGCCCUGCGGCCGUCGGUAGUAAACAUCACAGGACCCCUCAUCCGCAUCCUGGGAGAUCGCUUCGCCUGGACGGUGAAGACGGCUCUGCUGGAGACUCUCACCCUGCUGCUAGCGAAGGUGGGCAUCGCCCUGAAGCCCUUCCUGCCGCAGCUGCAGACCACCUUCCUGAAGGCCCUGCAGGACUCCAGCCGCGCGGUGAGGCUGAGGGCCGCCGAGGCUCUGGGUCAGCUGGUGGCCAUCCACGCCAAGGUUGACCCGCUCUUCACCGAGCAGCUCUCGGCUAUCCGCAACGCCGAGGACUCUGGAGUCAGGGAAACUAUGCUCCAAGCUUUGAGGUUUGUCAUCCAGGGGGCCGGAUCAAAGGUGGACCCAGCCAUUCGCAAGAGCAUCACCACCACAUUACUGGGCAUGCUGGGACACGACGAGGAUGCAACACGAAUGGCCUCAGCAGGCUGUAUUGGUGAGCUGUGCGCUUUCCUGUCAGAGGAGGAGCUGAAGAAUUUGUUACUACAACAUGUCUUAGCGGACGUGUCUGGUGUGGACUGGAUGGUGCGUCAUGGUCGUAGCUUGGCGCUGGCUAUAGCUGUGAAGACUGCUCCUGAGAAGCUGUGCGCGAAGGAUUACUGCGAGACCGUGACUGAAACGGUUUUGACCAACGCCACUGCUGACAGGAUUCCCAUUGCUACCAGUGGGAUCAGAGCUUUGGGAUAUCUGAUGAGGCACCAGCUGAGGACAGAGGGAGGCAGCAGCAUUUCACAGCGCACCAUUACCCAGUUUGUUAAGUGUCUUCAGAACCAAUCCAGUGACAUCAGACUGGUGUCAGAGCGAGUGCUGUGGUGGGUAUUUAAAGACCCCGACACUCCCUCCAUGGACGCCAGCCAAAUCAAGCCCCUGCUGAAGAGUCUGCUGGACAACACAAAGGACAAGAACACCACGGUGCGAGCCCAGAGCGAACACACCAUCGUCAACCUGCUGCGACUCCGCCAAGGAGAGGAAACCAUGCAGAGCGUCACUGCCAUCCUGGACUCUGCGAGCAACGAGCUGCUGUCAGAGUGUCACCGCCGCUCACUGAAGAAAAUCGCCAGCCUGCCAGACUCCAACGAGGAGAUCGACGACACCAUCCUAACAUGAUGGAGCAGGACUUUCUAAUGAAAUCAAAGCUGAAAACGUCAGCCACACCUUAACUGACACGGUGAACAAACCCUGAGCGAACGGGACACCCAGACACGCUCUGACUGAGCUAGCAUGGGAGAAGGUGGAGACAGGUUGAGAUUCUCGACAUUAUAGAAGUCCCUGCAAAUAUUUUUGUUUCCUCUCACGUUACACCUUUGUUUUAGCGGCCUUUCAGCCCAAUUUCUUAAUAAUUUUUUUUUUCUUUUAUCUGGUGCCGAAUACAUUGUUAUUCACCAAACAUAUUAGGAAGACGCAACGCCAAAUCUGUUCUGAUAUUCCUGUGUUUUGCUACUUUUACCAAAUUGAUUUGAAGAAUUGAAGAGGCCUCUGUAGAGAAAACCACCUGUCUUUAAUUUUAUUUGGACUUGCCGUGUGAGAGAUGUUUGGGGAAAGCGGUCUCUUGUAAGACAAAUCAUUCUUAUCAGUGAUACUGUUGUAAAAAGCCAAAACAGAAUAAAAACUGAUUUCAUAAUGUG
Molecule: messenger RNA, 8594 nt
Organism: Fundulus heteroclitus (mummichog)
Lineage: Eukaryota; Metazoa; Chordata; Actinopteri; Cyprinodontiformes; Fundulidae
Gene: gcn1
Product: GCN1 activator of EIF2AK4
Exons: 57
Coding region: 58-8076 (2672 amino acids)
Biological process (GO): cellular response to amino acid starvation; regulation of translation
Cellular component (GO): cytosol
Molecular function (GO): protein kinase regulator activity
Source: RefSeq, a predicted model, not a curated record